Molecule: messenger RNA, 2367 nt
Organism: Miscanthus lutarioriparius
Lineage: Eukaryota; Viridiplantae; Streptophyta; Magnoliopsida; Poales; Poaceae
Source: the annotation of a GenBank genome assembly
AUGGAUCGCCGUUUCGGCACACGGUUCGACAUCAUCGACCGCCGCUUCGACGACCUGGAGCAAAAGAUCGACGGUACCGCGAGUUCUUCAUCGACCCGCCUCGACGCGCUGGAGAACGCAGCGAAGGUGUUCGACGAAUGGCGCCCUGGAGUCGACGGACUCAUCGAUGAUCUGCGGGUCGAGGUGAACCACCUGGCGUCCCUCAAGCUGGAGGUCGGGAAGAUCUCCAAGUUCAUGGAGAGAUCCAUGGUGGAUGGCCCGAGCACUACUCCUGGUGUUCAUGGAUCCAUGCCGUCCGUGCUCAUCGCCAAGUCCUCGUCCGCCCCUGCCUCGCCGAGCGCGGCCGUCUUCGCCAACAACCCCAUGCGUUCGCCUGCGCUCAAGUCUUCACCAUCGUCCCCGACGUUCCGCACGGCUCCUCCAUCGCCGAACUACAAGCCGGAGCUGCCGACUCUGCCGAACACUCGUGUUCCGCAUGGUGGCUUCGAGGCUGCCCCAUGCCCAUUUGCGGGAUAUGCAGCCAACCCACCCAACAGGCACCGCGUCGACCAGGGUGGCUUCGGAGUGGUCACCAUUCUGUUGCCACCACAUGCCAAGGGUAUGUCGUCUAGCCACUCCCCAUCCCCUUUGCCUUUACCGCCAGCCCAUCCACCACACCCUCCACUGAGUCACCAUUUUGAGUCCGGGUACCAGGGAGGAUCUAGGGGGGAUCACACAGGCAAACUACCUAAGUUUGAUUUUCCUAGGUUCGAAGGGGAACAUCCGAAGCUGUGGGUUAAGCAAGCCAUACACUAUUUCCGCCUCUACCGUGUUGAGUCUGUUGUCUGGGUGUCGGCUGCCACUAUGCAUUUUCAUGGCCCUGCCAAGCAUUGGCUCUCUUCAAUUGAAGAUGACCUUGAGUCCAUAGAGUGGGAUGUGUUUUGUGCUCAGUUGCUCUCUCGUUUUGGACACAAUGAGCAUGAAUUGCUUUUGCGUCGUCUGUUCCGCAUUCGUCAGAAUGGUUCAGUCGCCGAUUAUAUUGAGCAGUUCGUCAGUUUGGUAGAUGAACUUAAGGCCUAUGCUAAACACCCAGACCCACUAUACUAUGUUCAACGAUUCAUUGACGGAUUACGUGAUGACAUUAAAGCUGUUUUGCUUGUCCACAAGCCGUCUACUCUUGAUGCUGCCUGUGUUUUGGCUGAAUUGCAAGAAGAGGCGCUGGGUGUCACCAAGAGGGUAUUCAGGCGUUCUGAUGUGGUGCCUAACCAGAAGACGGCAUGGCAUGGUGGAGUACCACUACCUAUUCCACCACCCCGUACUGAUGCUGUGGAUGGAAAAUGCUCUGGGCCCGUUUCCUCUUCCACUAUUGAUGAGAAGUUUCAGUCCCUGCGUGCUGCACGCCGUGCCCAGGGCUUAUGUUUUUGCUGUGGGGCCAAAUGGAGUCGCGACCAUCGCUGCUCUGAGGCAGUUCAGCUCCAUCUCGUCCAAGAGCUCCUGGACAUUUUUCCUGAAGAAGACAUUCCUGCUAAUGAUUCAGGUCCUACUUCUCCUGUUGCUGCUCAAAUUAUGAUGCAUCUAUCAUUCUUCGCUAUAUCAUGGUGCUCAUUCCCCCAAGACCUUCUAUUUAUCUGUAUGGCUUUGGCUGGUUCCCUCUCUGGUGUCCAGCAGUUAUCUCCUGCAAUAACAGUUCAGGCCUUGAUUGGAUGUCCCAUUUCAGUCCUAUGCAAGUGGAUUGGAGUCAACAGUGGAUCUGCAUUCCAUAUCAGGUCUUCUCUUGCUCCCCGUGCUCAUCAGAAGUCGGCCUUUCGUUUCUUCGGUCCCUUCCGCAUCUUAGCUCGUGUUGGGUCUAUGGCUUAUAAGUUGGAGUUACCUGCUCAUUCAUUGCUUCAUCUGGUUUUCCAUGUUUCUCAACUCAAGAAGGCCGUGGGUGCAUCUCAUCAGGUGGUACCUACUCUCCCAACUGAUUUUGCAUUACAUCUUUCUCCAGAGAAGAUAUUGCAGACUUGCUCGGUGGUUCGCGAUGAUGUUCGUGUGUCUCAAGUGCUGGUUAAAUGGAACAACUUGCCAUUGGAACUCGCCACUUGGGAGGAUUAUGAGGCCCUUCGCCAGGAGUUUCCAAGAUCCACUGCUUGGGGGCAAGCAGCGAACCAAAGGAAGGGGGGACGUCAGUACUCAGCUACCGAGUGCUACCUCAGAAGAGCCUACGAGCAAGACGGGCCAGGAUAUCUCGAAGCUACGGGCCGACAAGCCAAGGCCCAGGAAGCUGGCAGGACCAGCCGACCAGGACUGAACCGAAUGGUCGAUGGAGAUUCCCCCAAAAGAAGAAGUGAUGGAGAUGGUACCAUGCAUGUUAUUCCAUCUUGGAUCUUUACUGCAGGCCAUAAUUAA